GGCAGCAUGGCAGCCUGCUGGCUAGUGCUGUGACACCGUCUCAUUACCGAAAAUUCACCAAAAAUGACGAAAGGCACGUGCUGCACGAGCCCAGCAGGUCGGUAACGGGAGGCUCGUGAGCAUUAUGAUGAUGUGUUUUAGGAGGGAUGUUCGCUGGUUUGUGUCCGCGCGCAGUGCGGGUGCGUUGUGUCUCGAGGGCACGUCAUGGCGGCACAGACACACACCUGUCACCGGAGGCUCGAGGACCGUACAGCCGAAGGUGAGCGGCUCGUGGAUCUUCAGGCUCAGCGGAACAGACAGCCGGGUCGCGUGCACGUCCGGGAUUCUCCAGCAGCUCAAACCGACACCGUGGGACGCGCACGGACAUGCACUCCUGUACCGGGGAGGUCACGAGAGGUCGGCGGCUAGUAUCCGGUCCCUGCUGUCACCGGGGGCGCGAGGGCUCUGCAGCGGAAAGCCCAAAGAGACACCGGAGAGCCCACGUGAGGAGGACCGGACUGAAGCUGCUCCGGUACCGGGACAAGGACUGUUCAAGUUCAAAGAGCUGUACGAGAACCCUUGGACAAUCCCCAACCUGUUGUGCGUGUGUCGGAUUUCUCUGGCUCCGUUCCUGGGUCAUCUGAUCAUCCAGCAGCACUUUCACCUCAGUCUGGCUCUAUUUGCCCUGGCAGGAGCGACGGACUUGUUGGACGGUUACAUUGCCAGAACGUGGCCCACUCAGAAGUCCGCACUGGGCAGCGCUCUCGACCCGCUGGCGGAUAAAAUUCUCAUCAGUAUUUUAUAUGUCAGUCUCACCUAUGCUGAAAUUAUACCAGCUCCACUGACAGCUCUAGUGAUAUUCAGAGACAUCGGUUUGAUAGCUGCUGUCUUCUGGGUCAGAUAUAAGACUGUACCUCCACCGGUGACCCUCAGUAAGUUUUUUAACCCCUGCUACACCACAGCGCAGCUCAAGCCCACACUUUUCAGCAAGGUGAAUACAGCCAUCCAGCUUCUUCUGGUCGCAGCUUCUCUGGCCGCUCCGGUUUUCCAUUUUCCAGACAGUAUCCUGCUGCAGUGCUUAUGGUAUGUUACAGCAGUGACAACAACAGUGUCGGGCUACAGCUACUGGCACUACGGCCGCAAGACUGUCGAGGUGCUUAACAGGUCACCAUGACAACCACGCCAGGAAACACCCAGAAGCGGAACAAAAAAGCAGCGAAACGCCGCUGCGGGGACACUGGGCAGCCGUGGCAGAAACCGGACAGAUAGAUGGACGAUUUCCAGGAGUACUGAAACCAAGUAGCUGUGACAACCAUUUAUGAGUCGCCAUGGCAAUGAUGCACGGAAACCAACGGAGGUCGCAGGUGGUUUACUGCAACACUACAGAAACGCCUCACAGCAGCUCUGUCACUGGACUGAAGUAGAGACACACGUCUUGAGAUGAAAACGGGCAAACUAAGACACACACACACACACACAUACACACACAAACUCAAACUCUCACGUCGAGCAUACAUCAAGUGAUCUGGCAAGAGCUUCUAUUUUUUCUUAGUUUUUCAAUCAAGAUUGUUGAAAUGUCAUCCUAAUCAUCGUCACACGAUUGUCAGUUUUGUAAACCAAUGAUUUAUGAUUAAAAAAGAAAAUUUGCUUUGA
Messenger RNA from Scomber japonicus (chub mackerel), 1632 nucleotides. RefSeq names its product cardiolipin synthase 1 (gene crls1). The transcript is spliced from 7 exons. Gene Ontology annotation, biological process: cardiolipin biosynthetic process. The record is from RefSeq and is a predicted model, not a curated record. Gene Ontology annotation, cellular component: membrane; mitochondrion. Lineage: Eukaryota; Metazoa; Chordata; Actinopteri; Scombriformes; Scombridae. Gene Ontology annotation, molecular function: cardiolipin synthase activity. Bases 125 to 1153 code for a protein of 342 amino acids.